UCUCGAGCACACCCACUCGUUCCCUCGUUCCCUCGUACGGUGAAACGGUGAAAGGAUUCAAAUCACCCAGAGUCGUUUCCAGCUCAGAGUUUGGGGAACUGGGACGCGCACCAAUGCGCAUCCAGGUCCAAGGCCGGGUCCUGCCUGGACGCUAGACACCGAGCCCCCGUGAGCUCUGCCAGUGUGGUGCUCAGACCGCAGAUCCCAGAGCGUGGUUGCCGAGGCCCGCGUGUCGCCAGCUCCCCAGUUCCCUCGCGCUUUUCUGGCGCUCGUGGCCCAACCGUCACUCGAGCAGCGGAUGCUUGGAUUCGGCUGCCUCCGCCGAGGUUGAAACGGGGCUAGAAGUCACCGCCCGCCCGCGCCUCUCAGCAUGGGCAGCUACCUGGGCAAAGCGGGGUCCUCGCCGCGGUCCCCAGCACAGGGGCGCGCAGACUCAGGGGAGAAGCCUGCGAGCCGCCGACCCGCUAGGCCCCUCUACCAGGUCCACCGUGUGCAGCAUGUCCACCGCGCCCAGCCCGCUCGGAGACACAGGCCGGCCCGGAGGCCGCCCAACUGGGAUCCCGCCAACCCUACAGCUUUCGUCAGUGAGGCCUGGAGGCGCUUCCCCAUGAAGAGGCCACAGAACCCCAUCAUGGGCUCUCUUCCUUCAGACUGGUGGGAAAGUUACCUGAAGCGUAAUAUUUGGUCCCUUCGUCACCCUCGGGCCACAUGGAGUCCGGUGACAGUCAAGAUCUCGCCUCCUGAGCGGAGACCACGGCCCUUGUUCCCGGCCUCAAGAGUGGUGAACUCCGCGGGACCUUCCGAGGAGCCACCAGGGCCCUGUGGAAAGGAUCCGGUGCUGAGGGCCCUCCUCCAGUGCAGGAAGGGCAGAGCCAGGUGGGAAGAGCCACUGUUCCCGGACAGCUCCGACAGCCAAAGGCAUUCGGCCACCGUAUGGUCCGCCUUUAAGCCCCUGUUGAAAAGUGGGGCCACUGUUUCGUUUGUGGCCAGGCCUGGGUCUCUGAAAAGGAGACCCCAUGUCCAGAGCUCAGAUCAUAAUUGUAAGAGAGCCAGCUGCUCCUCUGUGGCCCUUGUGGCCAGCAUACAUACCCGAGGCCCCCCCAGCACAAAAAGAAAUGCUAUUACCAGUUCUUACAGUUCUUCUAGAGAGCUCUCAGGAUCUUGGAAGAGACAUUUUCCCAGGACAUUAGUCCAGACUCCAGAAUGGCCAUUGAAAAAAGCAGGAGAAAGUCCUAAUUCUCACCUCUCAGUCACGCCCAGCAGCUCUGGACAGCUAAAUGGAGAGAUUCCUCUACUGCAGUCUGGUCCUAGGGACCUGCUGACUAAACCUUGCCAGCAAGGUUCCGUUGUCACUGAAGAGGACCCAGCAUUAGAGGGGCAAGCUGUGCCGAGCAACCAAACCACAGAUGCUACAACCGGGACAGCCAGAGACUCCAUUCCAGAGAUGAGGGCUGGAAUUCAGCCUACCUUGUCUCUCAUUCGGUCAUCUUCUGAGACAGUUCUUAGGACCCACGUGAACCCUCGGCUGGAAAGCUUGAAGAAUAUGCCUGCCCCACACGGCUGCUCACAGUUAGAGCACAUUCAAGGCAUCUCUUCAGACUCAAAUCCCUCAAUUGCUUCCACCCAGGCGUCUCCAAGCUCUCCCACAACACCAGUCACUGAUUCCACCUGGCCAUCUUCAAUCCCUCAGGCUCACAGGUCUGCUGUGCCCCCACACUCAUCUGUCAUUAAACCUACAGCACCCACCACACAAAGCACUUUGGUUGGGGUGGUGAGUAACCCAACUCUCCAUCUUCCUGCAUCUGUACUUCCCGUGGAGACUUCUUCUCACUUAGCAUUAAGACCUAUUUGGGGGCCUGUUCACAGUACUGAGGUUAGAACUGCCUCAUACUCCAGAAUUUCUGUCAUGGCUGAGGCCUCUUCAAGCUCUUCUCCCUCUACAACUCCAGGUAUCUUAAGGCCCACCUUCAAGCCUAUCUUUGGCAGUAUAAAACCGCUUCAAACUAUGUCCGAGACAGCUCCUGUGUCCACCAGGCAGCCCUCUUCUUCACUGAGUUCCGAUUCUACCCAUCUUUUCCACAGCCUAGCCACCACAGCCCCCUGUGUGGUUACAUCUGCCAUUCCAGCCAGCAAAUCCAAAGACCCUGGUGUGGAUUUUAACAUAGUGACCAGCACCACAGGGAACUCUUGCUCUGUCCCUUCUUGCAGCACUUUCCUGCUUGGAGCUUCCCAGAACUUUCCCUCUGCCACUGAUUUAAUUUUCCCUUCCCAACACCCCACAAUUCCCACUGUACACACGGUCACUAUCUUUAGCCAGGUUCUUACUAGUGCCAUCAAGAUAUCCCCUCUUAGAAGCACUGAUACACUGAAGGAGGUGAGCAACCCUCUGGCAACUUUGAGCUUAUCGUCCACAAACCAGCCUCCAGUGACCUCAAGCAACUCCAAUGUGACUUCAGCACUCACAUCAUCUUUGGGGUCAAGCCCAAAGCCACUUUUGCCACCAUCCCAAAGAAAUACUUCUCAACACUCACCUGGGGCCAUAGAUGGGCUAAAGCAAUCUUCUCUCCAGCUAGCUCCUGCCCAAAGCUUCAGUACCUCUUUCCUUUCAGAGAACUCAGGUGUGUCUCCAACCCCAUCUGCUCAACUGGUCCUUAGCAAGACCACACAGCCAGCUUGUGGGCAGUUGACAUCGUCAGCUCCCAUUAUCCACACUCCUGCUACCAGUCAGCCAAGCUUUGGCAGUACUCUGGCUGGGUUUCCACUCAGCAAAGCUAGUUCAACUGCCCUUAGGGUUAUCAGGCAGAACCACCAGAGUGUGACCUACAGUUCAGUUUUUGGCAGCACAGCCCCAAGACCUUUUGCUUUUGGAGGAUUAGUGACCCCUAUGGAUUGUGGGGAGCCUGAGGUCAUUGUGGCUGCCCCCAAAAGGAGCACUUCUGGCACAAGACAGAGUAUGACCCCAAGCACCCUAGCUCCCUUUGUGCAAUGCUGGAACCAGAGUAUGCAGGGCCCUCCUAACCAGAUCACACCUUUGGCUGGCAUUCCUGCAAGAAAGAUCAUGUCUGGGGCCCCCUCCCUGGUCCCCUUUGCUCAGAGUAUCCCUGUACCUGGAGCAAUUAAGGCAGGUAGCAAUCUUGGCUUUGGGUUGUCCUCUCCAACUGUGCAGGGUUCUAUGGGGAGAAAUCCUUUCAGAUCAUUGGAACCUUCAUUCUGUAUUGGUACAAAAUCAAAAACACUAAGGAACCGGGAGCCAGGGCGCUCCCGGAAACACCACACUUACAAGAAAUAGCCCACUCUCUGUAUCACACUGCAGCAGAGUCUUGAUCUCUUCCAACUCUCUACAACAGCCAUACCGAAGACCCAAAGUGAACGCUAUAGGUGUUCCCUUCAUGUGUCAUAAUCUAAGUCUUCCGAGAAGGUAAACCACCAAUAUGUCAUCAAGUGCUGGCAAAGAAUGGGGCUGCCCAAGACAAAAACCGCGGAAGCAGAGUAGAAACUUUGAUGCCCUUCCCACCCACUCCUCUCUGUGAGCUCCAUGUGAGGAAUGGUCAUGGCAGGAAGAUAACAAGCAUCUUUGGGGGAAGAUAGGUUGAUUCUACAUCUUAACCUCCCUGCAUUUGGGCUCUAAGAAGUGCUUGCCUGUCUUUAAUCUCACAGAGACACCAUGCUCUCAGUUCCCAGUGCUCAUUCCUUGGUGGUUUCCUGAGUCUUUGGGUGUGAUCUGAUCUGUGUUCAUCCUGUUCUUGAGGAUCAAGAUUAUCUGAAGAUUUCCUUGUGUGUUGCUCUUUGCCCCACCUUCUCUAUGAAGUUGAUCCAGUCUUACCCCAAAGAGGUAGUGGCUUAGCCCCAUCCUUCAUUAGGUCAAUUCAAUGAACAAGACUAACUAAUGCAGAUUCAUCCUGUCAGACCUGAAAGAAAGGUCAUCUCUCAGUACAGCAAGGGGAGGCUCCAGGAUCAGAGCCAGCCGAUCUCUCUUUUCUAUCUGCUAGCUUCUCCACUUGCUGCCCUCCACUUGGCCUUCACGGAGAUGUAAUCUUCUCAUUCUGUUAGAUUCUGGUGUGUGUGGUGUUGGGCUUGGAGGAAGAGUGAUCUGUAAGAGUGGUGUGAAGUUGGCAAAGCCAUAUUUCAAUUGCAUAAAAAUCCUUCUGCAUCUUGGCUGAUGGGACCAAACAGCACUGCUUCAGGCUGCAAGGCUGACUCCCCACUAAGUGCACAGCUGCAGUGUGACCUUACAGCAUGGAUUUUCAGGGAGCCGGAAGGCAGGGGAGAAAGAUGGCCAGGAUGCUGAAGCCUUCUUUCUAGUCCCUACAUCAUGGUCUACAUGCUAGGACCCACAAAUGCCCAAGUACAGAAACUAAACCUGACAUUUCAUUUUUACUUUCUUUUUAUUGGUGCUUCAUCAGAUCAACCCUUUCUAUAUUCACAUCUCUCUCCAAGAGGGUUAGCAGAGCGUGAAGCCCUUAGGCCAAGCAACAAAGCAUGAAAGGGUGAAAACAGCAGGCAUUUCAGCUGACUCUAGCUCUCAGGCCUGUAGGAAGUGCGUGAGUAAGCUGGAUAUCUCCCUUAGCACUUCUUAGCACCCACACACACUAGGACCAUGCUUCUUUGGGUACAUUCAUUACAUUUUUUUUUUUAUUUUAUGGAUACCUUGGAGAAAAUCUAAUUGAAAAAGUAAUUGACAUAUUGAAUGAUAAAAUAAAAAUAUAUUGUUG
Mus caroli (Ryukyu mouse) is the source of this 4712-nucleotide messenger RNA. It is a transcript of the gene Pom121l2, whose product is annotated as POM121 transmembrane nucleoporin like 2. The record is from RefSeq and is a predicted model, not a curated record. NCBI's taxonomy places the organism in Eukaryota, Metazoa, Chordata, Mammalia, Rodentia, Muridae. Gene Ontology annotation, biological process: RNA export from nucleus; protein import into nucleus. Gene Ontology annotation, molecular function: structural constituent of nuclear pore. Gene Ontology annotation, cellular component: nuclear pore.